This is a messenger RNA of Mya arenaria, 1785 nucleotides long. Its product is annotated as carbohydrate sulfotransferase 3-like. The transcript has 6 exons. The record is from RefSeq and is a predicted model, not a curated record. Gene Ontology annotation, biological process: N-acetylglucosamine metabolic process; sulfur compound metabolic process. Gene Ontology annotation, molecular function: N-acetylglucosamine 6-O-sulfotransferase activity. The coding region runs from base 219 to 1307 and encodes 362 amino acids. Lineage: Eukaryota; Metazoa; Mollusca; Bivalvia; Myida; Myidae.
UCUUCGAUGUGAAGAUGUUGACUUUUUAAAAGAUAAGUUUCGGUUCAACAAAACUAUAUACACGUUUGUCAAUUUGCUUUUGAAUGUGAAACAUGUUUUGUUUAAACUUUACUCUUUAUUGAAGUGGUAAACAAAAGAGCAGACGUUUAAGAAAGUUAACACCGUUAAUAUCGACUAAUUGCCUAUUAGAUUCGGCGAAUGCUACUUCAUGAACAGUAAUGGGAAGAAAGAAAAUCCGGCUGUGCUUUACAAGUAUAAUAGUAACAGCAGGUUUGGUUAUCUUUGGUCAGCUGAUUGGAAACUCCAGAACUACAGAGAAGAAGAAUUUUAAUUUGUCACUGCCGGAUUACAAAGCUCAACUGAAUGUGGAAUCACAAACCGCGCCCAGACAGCGCGGAGCAUCCAAGGUACUAAUCCUUACAUACAUGCGGUCGGGCUCGAGUCUCACGGGUGAAAUACUACAGCAAAGCAUCGGGGCCUUCUAUGUGUACGAACCCAUCCAUAGCAUCAGGUGGCAAGACAGAACAGAGAACUGGACAUACCCUGAUGCUCCUACCAAACUCGUUACACCUGCAACUGUUCACAGGGAGCGAGUGGACGUGCUAUACCGGCUGCUUACUUGCGAUCUCAAGAACGUUCCAGACAGGGUCCUGCAGAGCGGUUUCCUAGGUAGAGGUAUGUUAACAAAGAAACUGAAACCUUGUGUGGAGGCUUCAAAAAACACACACAACAAGACGGAAGGUACUAUGGCUUGCAUACUGAACCUUCAAAAAGCAUGUCAAGGCUCGCCUCUACGUGUGCUGAAAACUAUUAGGUUUGAUAUGGAACAGGCGAGAAACCUGUCCGUGCUGAUACCGGAUCUGAAAAUCAUACACCUUGUUCGUGACCCGAGGGCAACGCUUAAAUCACAAGACUAUCUAGGGGAGUGUAAGGGGUUUACAAGACAGCAGUGUGUAGAGAGAUUCUGUGCAAUGGUUGAAGACAAUAUUGUUAGAGCUGAUUCGAUGUCAAAGUCCAACCGAAAUAGAAUAUUUACUCUUAGAUAUGAAAAUUUAGCAAAAAACCCUAUGCUGGUAUCUAAAGAACUUUAUAAAUUUGUCGAUGGAUCAUUAACCAAGCAGAUAGAGGACUAUAUAUUUAAUAUAACGUCAGCAGGUCGCAAAGAUGACUGCAAUAUUUGCACCACAAGGGGAAAUUCUACAAAACAUGUUGACAAGUGGAAGAAGACAAUGAAUAAAAUUUUUGUCAAAGUAAUUCAAAACAGAUGUAACUACCUAUUAAAAAGAUUCGGUUAUGACAUCAUGUAAUUAUGGGUUUAUAUCAUUUUAAAUGUGAUGUUUGUGGAGUUUUGUGCUGCUCUUCUAUGUUUCUUGUCUGUGAUUUUGUGUUCUAUGUCCUUGGCGUUUGGCCAGUACCACAAAACUGGGUUUAUGUUUAAACUUUUUGCUACUGAGCUUGUUUCUGUAGCUUUUUGCAUCAAUAUAUUUAUAUCAUUGUAUGUAUAAUAUUUCCUCCGUUUAUAUUAAUCAUCAUCAUCAUCAUCAUCAUCAUCAUCAUCAUCAUCAUCAUCAUCAUCAUCAUCAUCUCACUUGCAAACACUCAACACAAGUAAAUUCCAAAUAAGUCAACUUCUCCAACGAUAAACACACUAUAUAAUUACAUCUACUUCGUUUGAUUUAAUGUGCCAACCCUUUUACACUUACAUAAUUACGGUGCUUAACCUUUACAUUUGCCUAUUUGGAACACACUUAAAAGCGGGUUUGUCUGCCUUUAUAUUUUCUGAAU